Messenger RNA from Euleptes europaea (tarantolino), 810 nucleotides. RefSeq names its product somatomedin B and thrombospondin type 1 domain containing (gene SBSPON). The record is from RefSeq and is a predicted model, not a curated record. NCBI's taxonomy places the organism in Eukaryota, Metazoa, Chordata, Lepidosauria, Squamata, Sphaerodactylidae. The transcript is spliced from 5 exons. The coding region runs from base 1 to 810 and encodes 269 amino acids.
AUGGGCGGCGGGGCCGGGCCGGCGGUGCUGGGGCUGGCGGCGCUGGCGGCCCUCUGGCCGGCCGCCGGGGCGGGCUGCGCGCAAGAAGGGCGCUGCUGCCCGGGCCGGGACCCGACGUGCGUCGCGACGGGCUGGCGCCUGACCAGAGCCUACGGCACCUGCUUUUGCGACGAGGCGUGCCGGCGGACGGGCGACUGCUGCUACGACUACGCCCAGGCGUGCCCAGCUCUGCCAUGCAUUGCUGGGAAAUGGACUCAAUGGAGCGGCUGUGCAGAACAGUGUAAGCCUAACUUCCGAAUGCGAACACGUGCCAUACAGCAGGAACCAAAAAAUGGUGGUGACCCUUGUCCUUCAUUAGAAGAGAAGGCUGGCUGUUUGGAAUAUACUACUUAUCAAGGGCAAGAUUGUGCAGAUGAGCAUGUUCCUGCUUUCAUAACUACUUCUGAAUACAAUAAAGAGAGGAAAAAACGAGCUGUGCACCCAAGGUGGUCUUCAGAAAAGGAGGAUUCCAGGAGCUACUGUGUGGAGUUUAGAACGGAAACAUUAUCUCCUCAUUGCUCUGUGGAAAGCCGCCCAUAUGCCCGAUGGAUGCAGUAUCUGCGAGAAGGAUAUACCGUGUGUGUAACUUGCCAGCCUCCAGCUAUGCAUACUGGCAGACACAGAUGUUCUGGAGAUGGUGGUAAUGCAGAUGGGAAUAAAGUUCUUCAGUGGCAAGCAGUUGGCAAUCCUUUAUGUCAUGGAACAUGGAAAAAAGUUCAGCAAGUGGAAGAAUGUUCAUGCCCUCUUGUACAUAGCUUUAUUUUUACAUAA